AUGACACGCUAUCUCCUCGGCGCAUCAGCGCUUGCCGCAGCAUUGCGACCCGCGCUUGGCCAACAAAUCUACGAUGUCUGGCAAACAACAUGGGAUCGCACGAAUCUCUUCUCCAAUAUCUCGCCCUCGACAGCUAUCAACUUCGUCACGCCGGGUGCCAUAGGGAACGCGGACAUCGUCAUCACGGACAGUACAGUCUAUCAACAGAUGGUCGGCUUCGGCGGGUCGCUUACCGACUCUUCCGCGAGUAUCCUGGCUGGAUUAAAGGGGACGAACAGCGGCAACUACAACACACUCAUGAAGACUCUGUUCGAUCCAACGGAUGGAGCUCAGGCUGCGGGGCUCAAUGUCAUUCGUGUUCCCAUCGGAGCAUCGGACUACUCGACUAUGGACUACAGUCUUGACGACACGAGCGGUGAUACAUCGCUCUCCGACUUCAGCAUCGGCGCUGUGCCCGCGGAUGUCUGGACGAUCUUGUCAGACAUCGCAGCCAUCAACCAGUACAUGAAGGUUCUUGUCACUCCAUGGUCUCCACCAGGUUGGAUGAAGGACAGCACCUCCAUGAAUGGCGGUUCGCUGCUCGACGCAGAUGUUACAUACUACGCCAACUACCUGUUGAAGGCCGUCCAGGGGUUCAGUAGCAAGGGCUUCAAGCCCUGGGCCAUCUCCAUACAGAACGAGCCCAACAACGACAACGGCGCCUAUCCUACGGAUAAGAUGACACCUACUCAGAUGGCACAGAUUGGCAGCGCGCUUCGUACUUUGCUCGAUAAUAACAGCUUGUCGAGCGUCAUCAUCAUCGGCUACGACCAUAAUUGGGAUGAUCCCGACUACCCUAUCGACGUUAUGCAGAACGCCGAGUCCUCGUUCGACGGAGCCGCUUUCCACUGCUACGCUACGGAUGGCGUAUCGGCGACCGCGCAGACGACCUUCCAUAAUGCGUACUCGAACAAGAACGUCUACUUCACCGAGUGCUCUGGGACGUACGGAUCGGACUGGUGGUCGGAUAUCAAGUGGAAUGUCGACCAACUCACUGCAGGAUCUGUUGAGAACUGGGCAAGCACAGUCUUGUUCUGGAACAUCGCGCUCGAUGGGAGUGGGAACCCCCAUAUUCCGUCUCAGACCCCGUGCGGCGAUGCAGGUUGUCGACCGAUCGCGACCGUGAACAGCGAUGGUAGCUACUCUCUGAAUCAAGAGUACUACAACCUUGCUCAGGCUGCACGCGCCGUCAACCCUCGCGAUGUUGGCGGGCCGUACGGCCAGCGCAUCGAGGUCACUCUGGGCGGCAAUCUCUCAUGGGCUCUGCGUGUGACCGCCUUCGUCACUGAGCGCGUCUCGAGCUCGGAUUGGAACCGGUAUUCCAUCGUCGUGCUGAACUGGGACGAUUCUUCUAGCACGUCGUUCAACCCUGUUGACGUGACCGCCACUAUCGAGUUCCGCGGCAUGCAGGCAACGUACACGUUCCCGGUUGGCGUUACGACCUUGUGGUGGUACGCCGCGGCAGAGUGA
Molecule: messenger RNA, 1509 nt
Organism: Peniophora sp. CBMAI 1063
Lineage: Eukaryota; Fungi; Basidiomycota; Agaricomycetes; Russulales; Peniophoraceae
Source: the annotation of a GenBank genome assembly